UCAUUUCAUCAAGGCCCUAUAUACCAUUUCAUCUCGUGCCGCGAUUGCUGAGGAGCACUUAGCCACCUUGCUAGAGGACAUAUUGUUAUUAGCAAGCAAUUUACUAGAGGACUGCAAGUUAACUUGGCCAGUAGCUACUGCUGGCAGCUCUAACUGACUCCAGCUCGGACUGACUCCUGGCUCUGAGGCUCAGUAAAUUACCCUUCCAUCACCAUCACCGACUGACGGCGGCGAUGGCAGCCGCGCGCUGCAUCCGUCUGGCGUCCGGCCUCUCCGGUCUGCCGGGCCUCUCCGGCCUCCCGAGCGUGUCGCGGCUCUCACAGCAGAGGAUGUGUCACGCCGCCGCGCUGCCCCGCCUCGAGCGCCGACCGCUGCUGCAGCGGCUCGGUCCGACCCUCGUCAAAGCCUCCUCUGUGGCGCUCUACUCUACCGGGAAGGGCGGCGAGCAGGGCAGCAAGCCCACCACCAGCUUCACGUCGGCGCCCUCGUCCGGGUCCGGUCUGGCCGACCAGAUCCUCAGCGCCAAGGUGAAGGCCGAGAGCGGCGGGGAGGACGCGGGGAAGACGCGAGGAGACGGGAAACAGAGUGACGGAGGGAAGAGUGAGGAGGAGCGGGAAGAGGAGCGGAGGAAGGAGGCGUCCUGGCGCGCCAUGAAACUGUCGUUCGGCCUGUUUGGUGUCAUGUGCGCCGGCUUCGGCGGAUGGACAAUCGCAGUAUUCGGAGCGCCACCUAAGGACCCCGAUGGGAAUGAGAUGCCGGACGAGUUUUCCGACAUGUCCAUAGUGACGCAGUACCUGGCCAGGACGUGGAAGGAAAUCAAACUCUACAACAAGAUGAUCAAGGACCCGUCUCGGGACCAGCUGCUGCCGGACCCGUUGCAGUAUCCGUACAUGCAGCCGCCCUACACCCUGGUCCUCGAGAUGACGGGCGUCCUGGUCCACCCCGACUGGACCUACAAGACCGGCUGGCGCUUCAAGAAGCGGCCCGGUAUUGACUUUUUCCUGCAGCAGGUCGGACCGCCCCUCUUCGAGGUGGUCAUCUACACUGCCGAACAGGGAUUCACGGCCUCUCCGAUCAUCGACGCGCUGGACCCGCAGGGCUACAUCAUGUACCGCCUGUUCAAGGACUCGACACGCUACCUGGACAGCCACCACGUCAAAGACCUGAACUGCCUCAACAGGGACCUCAGCAAGGUGAUCAUGGUGGACUUUAACGAGAAGUCUGUUCAGCUGAACCCGCGGAACAUCCUCAAAGUGAAGAAGUGGACCGGCAAUGACGACGACCGCAGCCUGAUCGACCUGGCGCUGCUGCUCAAAGCGGUGGCCAGCUCGGGCGUGGCGGAUGUGCGGGAAGUCAUGGACCACUACCGGCAGUUCGAUGACCCGCUGGAGGCCUUCCGUGAGAACCAGCGACGACUUCAGGAGCAAGAAGAAGCCAUGCAACGACAAAGAGAUGAGGAGGAGAGCAAAGGAGCGCUCCUCAAGAAGAGAGGAUGGACGUCAAGCCUUUUGCGACGCUAGUAGUCGCGUGCCCGAGCUUCAUUUUCAGGCUCAGGAUGUCGUACCAAGUCAGUCAUUCAUUGCUCGUUCCCGAGCUGCGACUCCGGCGGACGAGAUUGAGAAUGGCGCUACAAUCGGGUCGUAAGGUAUCGCCACUGCUCACCGUAGGUGGCGCUGGCCGCAUGGCGCCGCUCCAGUGAUAAUUCGACGACAGGCCGCCGUACUCGUGAGAGCUCCUGUCCCUUGUGACGGUGGCAUUUUGUGCUGAAUCAGUCUAUCGCCAGUGUUGAGUCUUGUUGCCGAUGUAGAGCGUCUCGCGGCGCGGCAAGUGACGGGCGACUUUUUCGUCCGUCGGACGACUUUUCUCGUCCGUCGGGCGACUUUUCUCGUCCGUCGGCCGCGGCGCCUGUGUUUGUACUGUGGCCAUUCCGUCAUGUGCUAUCGGUGCCCUCUGGAAAUACACGGCGGAAGGCAGCUACAGA
This is a messenger RNA of Amphibalanus amphitrite, 1981 nucleotides long. Its product is annotated as mitochondrial import inner membrane translocase subunit TIM50-like. The coding region runs from base 234 to 1520 and encodes 428 amino acids. The record is from RefSeq and is a predicted model, not a curated record. Lineage: Eukaryota; Metazoa; Arthropoda; Thecostraca; Balanomorpha; Balanidae. Gene Ontology annotation, molecular function: phosphoprotein phosphatase activity. The transcript is spliced from 8 exons.